AUGACACAAGGAAUUCGUAGCGUGGUAUCAUGCGCUUCUUGUCGGCAAAGAAAAUUGAGAUGCGACCGCACCGAACCAUGCAGCAAUUGCGUUUCGCGCAAAGUCAGUUGCGUAUAUGCGACAGGGUCACAGAGACGGGCUGCAGGGAUUCAGCGCCGAGGUGGUGGAAAUGAUCAUCUCGACGCUCGUUUGAUUCGUCUGGAGCAGUUGGUUGGCAUGAUCGCCGACCAGCGAAAGACUUCAGAUGCCGACAGUGUUGAUGACAGUAGUAAAGGUUCCCUGGGGAAUCCUUCACAGGGAACUUCCGGUCCACAUGGUUCCAACAGUCCGUCAGCUGAAGACAGUCAGGGGGUUUUGCCUGGUCGAAUGGUCACGAAUAACAGUAACCAGACGGUUUAUGUUUCGGCGGUCCAUUGGGCGGCAAUCUGUAAUGAAAUUGCUCUCGUUCGUGAGAAUCUCGAAGAAGAUGGCUUUCACGAAUCCCCCAAUCCGCCAGCAUCGAUCGAACCGUCGGGACCACUGCUCCUUCGAUGUGUGGGACCUCUUCCUGAUCUUGAAGAUGUCCUAGCAGAUAUCCCAUCAAGAGGGAUUUGUGAUAACCUCGUGGCUCGCUUCUUCUUGAUGGGAGAGCCUGCCACCGCCAUGUUUCACGCCCCGAGCUUCCAGCAACAUUAUAACCAGUUCUGGCUCGACCCGACCGAUGUUUCGCUACCAUGGCUAGCUCUUCUGUUCGGUAUCUUGUCCAUCGGAGCAUUUUUAUACCUUCGGUCGCAAGAAGACUUGCCAUCUGGCUUUGGCCAUCCUGCACAGGUCACGCAAACUUUCCACAAACGGUCCACCGAGUGUUUGAUCAUGUCAAAUUACUCCACAAGCCCGAGCACCUUCACCAUCGAGGCGGUUUUAAUCAACAUUCAGAAUGAGUUCGUGCGCCAACCUGAUGCUCAGGUGGGGAUAUGGGUCUUGACCGGCGUCGCGAUUCGACUGGCAAUGAGAAUGGGUUACCAUCGAGAUGCGCAACAUUAUCCUGGAAUAUCCCCUUUCCAGGCCGAAAUGAGACGGCGUAUAUGGGCCAUGAUGUUGCAGGGUGACAUGCUGACUUCUUGCCAAUUGGGACUGCCUCUGAUCAUUCAGGAGUCGCACUGCGAUACCCAGUCACCGCGAAAUUUGUUCGAUGAAGAUUUAGACCCUCAUGCCACUGAGCUGCCACAAUCACGGCCGGAGACGGAGUCCACCCCGAUCAUAUACACCAUUGUCAAGGGCAGAUUGGCUUCGGCCUUCAGAGCAAUUUUUAAUCAAGUUUCGUCGACCAAGGUGGCAACCUUUCAGGAGGUCAUGGCCUUGGACAAAAAAUUGAACUUGGCUCACCAGUCGCUACCCAACCAUCUUCGAAUAUCCAAUCCAGAAGACGCUAUCACCGUAUCGCCGCGGCUGUUGAUGCGGAGAUACAACCUCGAAUUGCUCUAUCAGAAGGCGCGCUGUGUACUGCACCGGCACCAUAUGACCGAGGCAUUCGCCAAUUCCGAUUAUACAUACUCGAGAUUGGUAUGCGUCGAAGCGGCAAUGGCACUUCUUAGACAUCAGGCCCGGAUUUUCGAACAGGUCCAGGUGGGUGGGCGACUCUUUCGUGAUAAGUGGUUCAUUUCAUCUCUUGAAAGACACGAUUUCUUGUUGGCGUCCAUGAUUGUCUGUCUUGAACUCAACUCUCGUUCGGAUGAACAAGUGGACCAGCUCAAUCUCACAGGCAGCCACAUGCCGCUGCACUAUAGCCGGGAUGAGAUGAUCAUGGCUCUACAGAACACACGUCUUUCAUGGGACGAUUCCAGCAAGAGUUCCAAAGAGGCCAUGCAGGCAUCGAACAUUCUUGGAGUCAUGUUGGACAAAUAUUUCCCAAAGAGACAGCAUGAUGUGCCGCUUCCGCAGUUAGUGGAUGAUUUCUUCGAAACCACCAUCUCCAACGGACCACAGUCCUUCGGCCAGGGAAACUCUAUUCCUCAGACAGUUGUCAGUCCAAUCUCUGGUGGCGAAGGUCUAGUGGCAGCACUCAACAGUCCAGGCUUUGUCAACUGGGAUCUGUGGGACGCACAUAUGUCAAGAUCUGACAGGGAAAUGGACUUUUGAAUUAAAGCAAAGUAGAAGUGCUGGAUUGGGGGCCGUCUCAAAUUCCAACUGUCGGAUACAGCAUUCGUGGCCAUGUUCUCUCCCAUGGACAGAGGCAAAUGCACUGGCAGUGCAAUGGAAUUUGUGCUAUGGUUAGAGAUCUGGAUAAGUGAAACAGGAUUAAUGGUGGCCGAGAACUUCAAUCUGAAAUCCUGCAAGCUGUUGCCCUUCGUGGAUAUGGAUUGUCGAUGGUGAACGUUGGUACGCAAGGCUAAGUGAGUCGAUGAAACGAUCAACCUGCGACGAAGG
Molecule: messenger RNA, 2406 nt
Organism: Exophiala mesophila
Lineage: Eukaryota; Fungi; Ascomycota; Eurotiomycetes; Chaetothyriales; Herpotrichiellaceae
Exons: 7
Coding region: 1-2118 (705 amino acids)
Biological process (GO): regulation of DNA-templated transcription; DNA-templated transcription
Cellular component (GO): nucleus
Molecular function (GO): DNA binding; zinc ion binding; DNA-binding transcription factor activity, RNA polymerase II-specific
Source: RefSeq, a predicted model, not a curated record